This is a messenger RNA of Phragmites australis (common reed), 1792 nucleotides long. Its product is annotated as F-box/kelch-repeat protein At1g57790-like. Gene Ontology annotation, molecular function: protein binding. Lineage: Eukaryota; Viridiplantae; Streptophyta; Magnoliopsida; Poales; Poaceae. The transcript has a single exon. The coding region runs from base 479 to 1792 and encodes 437 amino acids. The record is from RefSeq and is a predicted model, not a curated record.
GGUUUGCACAAUCAAUCUUCCCAAUUUACAGAGCCAUUCAUGUGCAGAUUAGAUUUCGCAGCUCAUGCGUCUGUAUCAAAAGCAAAUAUGCCUGUAAAAGCGCUAUUGUAUAUUCUUUUCUUGAUUAUGUUGCUUCCACGAAGUACUAUCAAGACAGGAAUUUGUAUACUGUUGUGCUCUGCUCUGACGACAGUACCUGAAUCCGUGGAAGCCGCUUCGCACAAGACCUGAAGUAUCAACAGUUUUCACAGUUGAAUAAAAUUCGCGCAUGGUCUUCUUACAUAGCAUGCUCAUGUCGCCGAUGCGCUGGUUCAGCUUCCUCCCGAGUCCACUGCUCGUCGCCAAGCCCGCACCUCGUCGCCGGCUGCUCCUGCUACUCGGACUACGGGAAUCCUCUUCUCCUCGAACUAGUACUGCUCUGCUGUACCAGUACGACUCGGUUUGCUUGCUGCUUGCCAACCCAACUUGAAACUCUAUAAUGAGAUCAACGGAACCUUUCCUGCAGCGUCCGACUUCGACUCGAGUCCGCGUGACACUGGCGAUAAAUUUCCAGGGGCGCCUCCCCCUUGGCCUCCCAACACCGCCGUCUCCAUCUCGACCGUUUCCUCUCGCCGCGUUCGGAACAUCUCAAUCUUGCGUGAUGGCGGCGACCAGACGAUCCCCGCCUUGGGCAGACCUGCAGCCAGAACUUCUGGGCCUUGUCCUCAGGCGGCUCCCCUCCCUAGCUGACCGUGUCCGACUACGAGCAGUGUGCUGCCCAUGGCGUCGCGGUGCUCGGCUGGAGCCCAUGCCCCCUCCGCAGCCGUGGGUCACCCUCCUCGAUGGAACCUUCCUUAGCAUUCCAGGCGGUGAAAUCCACCGCAUGCCUGUACCAGAAGACGCUCGUGUCUGCCAUGGAUCCGUGGGCAACUGGCUCUUCCUCGAGCACGUUGGUGGUGGGUGCUCUCUGAUGAACCCUUUCUCCAAGGAUGUUGUGCAGCUUCCUACGUCAAACACCAUUAUUUGGUAUCCUGACAGGUUGGAUGCCCUCCCCAGACGUCCAAUCUUCUUCAAGCUGGUGUUGCUCUCGUCCCUGGACCCAUCACCAAAUUCCAUGUUUGCUGUACUGAGCAUUGACACCAGAGAUGAUUGCAUAAUUUCUAUUUGCCGGCCCCCGACCGCCACUGCAUUCAGAGUGCCCGAUCUUGAUUACAUCAAUGACCUUGCAUUCUUUGACGGAAAGUUGUAUGCUGUCUCACUCCAUAAUAAGCUUUUUGUCCUCGAGAUUGAUCGGAGCUAUGAAGGUAAGCCAAGAAUCCCACCCAUGAAAUGCAUAAUCGAUUCCAUUGAUGAUUCAGGGACCAUUUUUGAGGGCUAUAUGUGUACGAAGCUGCAUUACCUUGUUGAAUCUAGUGGUAGAUUGUUGCAUAUAAGACGACAGAUUGGAUUCCCGUUGGACAAUAACAGUAAGACAAACCUUGGCCAUACUCUUGCAUUUGAAGUCUUUGAAGCAGACUUGACUGCCGAUUCUUGUGGUCAAUGGAGACGGCUCAGUACGCUGGGGGACCAAGCACUCUUUGUUGGCACACACUCGAAGUUUCUCCUUGCUUCUGAAUCUGGAGUUCGGGAGGAUUGCAUCUACUUCAUACGUGACUAUGCUCGGAGAAAUUCUUUUGUAGAUCCUUUCUACGACUGCGGCAUGUUCAACAUGAAAAAUGGGAUGAUCACGCCUUUGUUGCCGGAGACUGCAUUGGUGCGGCCACAAGAUAACAAAGGGCGUCCGGCAUGGUUUUUUCCUGCUGAAGCUAUGUAA